Messenger RNA from Acanthisitta chloris (rifleman), 727 nucleotides. RefSeq names its product ADP-ribosylation factor-like protein 8A. Gene Ontology annotation, cellular component: lysosomal membrane. Gene Ontology annotation, biological process: protein transport; anterograde axonal transport. Gene Ontology annotation, molecular function: GTP binding; GTPase activity. Lineage: Eukaryota; Metazoa; Chordata; Aves; Passeriformes; Acanthisittidae. The record is from RefSeq and is a predicted model, not a curated record. The transcript has 6 exons. The coding region runs from base 27 to 443 and encodes 138 amino acids.
CACAGUCAGGACAGUUCAAUGAAGACAUGAUCCCAACGGUGGGCUUCAACAUGAGGAAGAUCACCAAGGGGAAUGUUACUAUAAAGCUGUGGGACAUCGGGGGCCAGCCACGGUUUCGCAGCAUGUGGGAGCGAUAUUGCCGUGGAGUGAGUGCCAUCGUAUACAUGGUGGAUGCUGCUGACCAGGAGAAGAUAGAGGCCUCCAAGAAUGAACUGCACAACCUGCUCGACAAACCGCAGCUCCAGGGCAUCCCGGUCCUUGUCCUGGGGAACAAGAGGGACCUGCCUGGUGCCUUGGAUGAGAAGGAGCUUAUUGAGAAGAUGAACCUCUCUGCCAUCCAGGACCGAGAGAUCUGUUGCUAUUCUAUCUCCUGCAAAGAAAAGGACAACAUUGACAUCACCCUACAGUGGCUUAUCCAGCACUCGAAGUCCAGGCGGAGCUGAGAUCCUGUGGGCUCAGCUAGGCUCGGAAGAUGCCAUUGUACAAGCCCAUGCCCCUUUCUCCUGCUCUGUCCCUCCAGCUCUCUCUCUAGAUGGGUAUUUUUAGGGGACCCCAGACUCCCCCUGUAUUGGGGCAGAGUCCUUGUUUUUAUUGUAAAGAAAAUGUCCGACUACCCUUCCCUCCUCUCCUCUCCUCUCCUCUCUUCUCUUUCUCCAUCUCUUCCUCCAUUUUGGCACUGUUCUGUUGUUGUCUGUGUAUACAGUAUAUAUAUGUAUAUAUAUUUUAA